Molecule: messenger RNA, 11048 nt
Organism: Ceratitis capitata (Mediterranean fruit fly)
Lineage: Eukaryota; Metazoa; Arthropoda; Insecta; Diptera; Tephritidae
Gene: skd
Product: mediator of RNA polymerase II transcription subunit 13
Exons: 14
Coding region: 2190-10982 (2930 amino acids)
Biological process (GO): regulation of transcription by RNA polymerase II
Cellular component (GO): mediator complex
Molecular function (GO): transcription coregulator activity
Source: RefSeq, a predicted model, not a curated record
CAAAUUUAUUGUUUAUUGUCUAAAAUGAAAUUACAAAAAUAGUACCAAAAAUACAUCACUGCCUUUUUAGCAGGAAUUGGCUUUUUCUCUUAUAAUCGCCAUUUUCGAUUCCACAGUCGCAAAUAUCAUGUCGUCGUUACCGUCAGCAAUUCGAUUUGAUUUUGGUUAGUAGUGUUCGGUAUUCGAUUUUUUAAUGGAAAUUUUACUUUAAAAAAAGCGUCGGAAUAUAAAUCGUCUUGUCCAAGGCUAAGUAUCAAUUUAACUGUUUCACAUCUAUUAUUGUGGUUGAUCAUUUUUAUAAGUUCACGGUGGUUACAAUGGUAUUACAUAUGAACGUAGUGAAACACUCGUAUAAGCAGUUCAUGCUAAUUUACGCAUAUGUAUGCCUGUGUGUAUGCAUAUACUUGAGGAUAUAAAAAGGGGAAAAAUACACAUCUGUUCAAUAAUUGCACAAAAAAAUCAAACGAAAGGCAAUAUCAAUUAAAACAUUGGUGAAAGCAAUGAACAAGUGAAAAGUUUAAGCAUUACGACCUCCUUUGAAAAUACCUAUAUUCAUUUACCAGGUUAAACGUAAUCCGCCAAUAAUAGAAAUUCAAAAUUUAAAAGUAACUCAUAUUCAGUGCAGUGUACAUCAACGUUUGAAAUAUUUGUUACAAUAAGAAAAUACAUCUACAAAUCUUAUUUGAACAUGCAGUGGAAAAUUUAAUAAACUACAACCUACCUAUAUUUUUUUUUCUUUUUUUUUUUAUAAAUUUUGUCUACAUCAACAUCAACGAUUAAUAACGAAAAGCCAGCAACAAACGGUGAACCACAAGCAAAGCAACCAGUCAUUCAGACAACGACCAUCGACUUUCAUCGCAAUUCGCUCUCCUCUCAUUAUGUUGCGUCGCAACAAAGCAACAAAAAGUUUUUGAGGGGCAUCGGUAUUAGUAUAUUGUGAUUGUGACUGUGACUGUGACUGUGACUGUUGUGUAUAUCGGAAACAGUAGUAGCGGUGUUGGUGCUACCCUUCAUCAUCAACACUGAAUUGUGCACAAGAAAACAGAGAAAAAAUUAUUACAUAUAUACAUAUAUAUUUACAAAAUAUAAAAAACAUCUCCUUGUAUAUACUCGUCGUUCACGCUGCUGUUCCUUCUAUCUACAAUCUUAACGUCACCGGUUCUCACAUCUCGCAUCGUAUACAUUACGUCUGCUCGUUUCUUGGUCGCCGCUUACUCGUACCUCGUUCGCAUAUUCAGUUGCGCUGUUUAUCGGUGGCGGUUUUGGUGUUUUUGUCGUACUGUUGUAUAUAUGAGUCGUCGUCGUCGUCGUCGACAUCGUCAUCAGUUCCCAAACUCGUGCAAAAAUUGCGAAGAGUAAAAAUUUCAUUGUCGCUGAGCGGUGUUUAUGUGCAUAUGUGGUGCCUUGGUGAGAAAUCGUAGUCGCACUAGUCGAUCGUGAACGUCGGCAGAGUUGUUAGUGAUUGUCAAUGUACUAACUGCAGUGGUGUUAGUUAAAUUGUGGUUGGUUGGAAAUUUCGAAAUUAUUUACCUGAUUCCGAAUGUUAAUUCGAAUUGGAAUUUUAAUCCAGUAUAGUGUUGGAAAGAUAAUACAGAAUAAAGCAGUUUAAAAACGGAAUUGUAACAAAAGAAAUGAGCGAAUGCAAACCAAAGAUAGUGCUAAAAUAUAAGCAAAAAGGAAGGGAGAAAUAUUGAGAUAAAAAGGAAAAAAGUAAGUUUAUUACUGAAGAUAAUAAAGGAAGAAAUAUUGUUAAUUUUCUCUGCAUACGUAAGUUUGUUAAAAGAGUGUAUAAGUGCGUGUUUAAUUUAUCAAUUCGCACACGCUGGUUGAUUUAACAGAAAAUAACGAAAGAUACAAAACGGCAAUAUAAGAUAAUAUAGUAUGUAUGCUUGUACGUAUUAUGCAUAAGUGUAUAAGCAAAAAUAACUGAUAUAAGCAAACGCCGCGGUAAAUGACGUAGCCACGCAGCAGUAGAGAUAAAAUAGAAAAUUAUUAUUUAAUUGUAAUAAUAUAGAAGCCGUGUGUUAGUGUGUUGAUUUUGUCUUCAAGUGCUGUGUGCACUGCAGUGCAGUGGAUUUCAUAGUGUGCUUUUAAUUUAAUUGCAAAGUUUUUUGCCAAAACACAAAUUGCUUAUUAUCAACGAUAAUUGAGAAAAUGAGGAGCUGUUGUGUAAAAAAAAUACAUGAACUAUGACGCAUCAAAAUCAUCAGACCAACGGCGCUAGUUUGGAGGAUUGCCAUACAAACUUUUUUGCCCUGACUGAUUUAUGCGGAAUUAAAUGGCGUAAGUUCGUCAACGGCGAACGUGUUAAUGCGUCUAGUGAUCCAUUAGAUGACCCCAUCCUGCACUCCUAUUCACGAUGCAUGCAAGCUGACAUUCUAUGUGUUUGGCGACGCAUACAAUCGACCAAGCAGGAUAAUUUGGAUUUAAAUCCGAUAUUUGAGAUUAGUUCAUCGAAAGUGCAUCCACCACUUUCGUUAGCCGCCGCCAAAGAGUUAUGGAUAUUUUGGUAUGGUGAAGAGCCAGACCUGAGUGAACUGGUGGAUGCUGAAUUACUAAAAGUUGCCGCAAAUCAAGCACUUUGGAAUGGAACCUGGGAACGAGGUCUCACAUACGAGUGCCGGUCAUUGCUCUUUAAAGCCUUGCACAACUUAAUGGAACGUUUCGUGUUGACCAAAGAUAUUGUGCGUUUUGGAAAAUGGUUCGUUCAGCCAUGUACUUCCAGCGAUCGACUCUUUGGGCGAAGUUCCCAACAUCUUUCAUUCUCUUUUACGUUCUUCGUGCACGGCGAUACCGUAUGUGCAUCGAUUGAUUUGAGGGAACAUCCUGCGGUACGUCCCUUGUCCAAAGAGCAUUUAAAAGAAGCAGCUGCCGCUUUUGCGGCUGCAAACAACUCACAAACAUUGUCGCAACCUCAUGAAAAUGGCAAUUGUACAAAUAUCAUGCCAGAAGAUGUGGCGAGUCCACAUAAUCCCAGCAAUGGUGGUAGCAAUAAUGGUGCGGAAGCUGCCACGAACUCAAAUUCACCCAACACCGCCACUUUACCCAAGCCACGACGGGUAAUAUUAGCACCUUUCGGAAUGGCAGCAACACUUACGGGUAAUAGCUUUAAAGCUACAGAUCCCAUGGCCGAAAAGAUCCUAGAAGAUUGGGCAUCAUUCUUCCCAUUGUGCAAUAAGGAGAACUCCGAUGUGCCACCGGUGGUUGAAGUUGUGUCAGGCGGACAUAAAAUGUAUCAUCCUUCAAUUUAUGUACUAGUCACUGAUUUGGAUGAUAUGGAGGAAAUGGAAGCGGCUGCCUCGCAAAAAGGUGCACUGGGUACAACUUCUUCUGCGGAGGCUGCAGCAUUGGCAGCCAUUUCAUCUGCGAAUCCUAAUGAAAGUGCAGUUGGCAGUAGAAAGCAGUCAAAUGCAACACCGCACCACCCUGCUGGCGUGCAGCAGCAACAACAACAAAUGCACACUGUAACUACUGUAACGACAGUUGCCACGUCCAGCAGCAGCCAAGUAGUCGGCAGCAGCAGCGGGGGUAAUGGGGGUACCAGCAGUAGUAUCCUAAAUAGCAAUAGCAGUAUUGCAAUGGUUGAGCAACGUUUGCAUGAUCUGACGGCAAGGGCACAACCUCACUACGAUACAAAUUCGAGUAGUUUUACGGGCAACACUACUAAUACUCAUGCCUCACCACAGGCAGCAACAGAAAUGCCCGAGCGUGUGUGGCAGGAUUGCAUAACAAAUGCACUGCAUGUGACAUAUGCGGCUAGCGUUGCUACUUCAACAGUAAUAGGCAGCUGUGGCACCACAAACGGGCAAAUAGCUACAUCCACAACGCUCUCCACCACCAGCGGCGUAGCACAACAGACGAUGUUAGGAACAACUGCUACCGGUACUGGUACAGUAGGUGGUAGUGGUGGUAGCGGUGAGGAUUGUAAUGUCGGUAGUGUUACUAACAUAAAAACCGAAAACAAUAGUGGAGGCGGUAGUGAGGAUACGAGAAAUAUCAACACGAAUGCGAAUGACGCAAACAGUUUAGAGAACAAAUUGCGUAUGCAACAGCAGCAAUUUUGGGGAUUUGUCGAUCCAAUGGAGAAGGCACCUUGCUCAUGUGCAAACAGCAAAAAGACUGCAGCUUCUACUUCUUCUUUGACAAUGACAUCCCCUAUAUGUAGUAUUUCCGGGCCGGCUACGUCCGUGCGAUUAAGCAACAGCAUGAUGAUGGCAUUGGGUGGCAAAAUGCAUGCCGGCUCGGCGGGAUGCAGUAGCAGCAGCAGCAGCAGCAGCGGCACCAAUACCAACACAAACACCAGCAAUAGCCACCACAAUCAGCAGCGACUACAGCAGCACCAACAACAAUAUCGUACACCAUUAACAAUGUUGUCGCCACCAUCAACGGCGUCAUUGCCGAUGGGACAGUCGUCGACCCCCCCGUCCCCAUGGUUGGGCAGCAACAGUAAUGCCAAAGGUAGUAUUAGCAACUUGCCUCGUACGACAAUGCGUAUGCCAUUCCAUCGGCGUCAACAAUUUGACUUUUACAUCGAUAACAACACAAUUGGCGGCGGCGGCGGCGGCGAUGGCGGCGGCCUCGUCAGCAAUUAUUUGUGUACAAGUCUAAGCAAUUCGUUGUGGAGGGGUCAGUGUGGCAGUGGUGGUGGUGGCAGUGGCAGUGGUGGCGUUUGCUUUGACGUCGUUGACGGUGCAGUGGAUACAGUAGACGCUGCCGCAGCUGCUGCUUCCAAUGGCAUCAGUGCUUUAGUGCAUUAUCAAACUUCAGACACCAUACCAAAGCAAAGACCUUUGAAUCCAGCAUCGAUGACACCGCACGAUGCACCACACGGUGGCGCCUCAACUUAUUCGCGCAAUUCCGUUGGCGAUUUGAUGCCAGUGCCAUCGGUUGGUUCCCCUGGCACACCAGCGCCAUCGCCACAUCCCAAUUCUACAUUAUCACAGCCUACGUCAGUACCACCGGCCGAUCAAUUGUUGGCUAUGAGUCCACGUGCACCACCAUCCGUACCGAAUUUACAACAACCACCAACGCCGAUUGAUCAUUUAUUGGACAAGAAUACACCGGCGCCAACGCCCACCGAUCAACAUGAUAGCAAGAGCAUCACAACGUCGCCGUAUGUGCGGCCAACGCCAAGCGUAGAGCCGCCACCAUCAGUUGAAGGUGGUAACGGCAGCGGUGGCGGUGGUGGAUUGUGUGGUGUGGGACCAAAUGGGCCGGGUAGCGUGCCGCAACCAUCAAGCGUAGGACGCUGUACACCCACUAUGGGCAGCCAGCAGCAGCAAUCACAACAAUCUACACAUACCGGUACGCAGUCACAAGCACAAAUGCUAGGCAACCCACCAGGCACAGCUGCAGCGCCACAAUGUGGUACCAUAUCUAUUAAGAAAUUUGAAAUUCAACAGCCCUUAAGUGCUGAUCAAAUUACAACUGAGCCCGGUUGUGUGGCGACAUCUAUGACCGGUUCUUGUAGCCGGAAUAGCUUACCGGCCGUUUCUGUGGCUUCAAGCAUAUCAACCGCUGAAGCUCUCAAUGAUUACUGGAAGUCGUUUAAAAUGCCCGAAAUCAAAGUGAAGGAUAUUGACAGUUUCGCCAACGACGACUGCACAAAAUUUGAUGUACUGUAUGAUUUUACGUUUCAAAACGCUUGGGCGAAUCAUCCGAUGAAGCGUUUCAAAUUAAAUGAAGUGAGCAAACCGUGUCGUAGUAUGCGCACCAAGAAUCUAUAUGACGGUCACACACACUCCAAGCCGCUAAUGCCGUCACCGGGCUCCGUGUACGGCUCCCAGCUGCUAUCCAUAGAUGCUUCUUUAAACUCGCUCUCUGGCUCAGCUAUGAAUGCAGCUUCCGUUGGAAAUGCUAGUGGCGGUUUAGUGGGCAUUGCAGCACACAGCGGCAAUAUGCCAAAUGCCAAUGACGAUAGUAUUGAUGGAAAUAGUAACGCCGGUGCUUAUUUCCAGAGCUUGGACAUAAACACGUCGGAUGCGCUACAGGGCACGGCUUCACCUUGCAAAGAGGGCAAAAGCAGUGCCAGUGGUAAUCUCUAUACUGCUGAGGGCUUGAAUCCUACUAUGAACGAUCUCGAACAGUUGUUUGAGACCUCCAACGACGACUGCGGCAGCGUGCAAAUACAUACACCGCCCGAUUCGAACAACCCAUCCAAUGGCUCAACUACCACUACCACAAUAGAUGAUCUGAAACGCAGUACCGCAGUCGCUGCUGCGGUUAAUGCCAGUGCGGUUGCUAUUGCUGCCUUACAGAAUUGCGCAAAUACCACUAGCACUAACAAUGCAAUGGGAGUUAACAAUUGCAGCAAUAAUGGUGGUGGUACGGGCGGCCCGAGCAUGAUACAGGCGGAGGACCUGACAAAAAUGUUUCCCACACCGCCCUCCCACGAGCAACAUCAUCCCAAUUCUAGUCCGUGCCAAAUGGAUAUCCAAAUGACGGAUCUCAGUGUGAUUACUGCCUCCACUACAAUGUCGGCCACCAUGGAGUCCGGUAUGGGUGGUAUCAUGAAAAUUAAACAAGAAUAUUUUGCUGAAUUGGGUAGUCCCAUAGAGGAGCCAAUCGAAGAUUGGUCUUACGUAUACCGGCCGCCGAAGCGUGCAAAAUUUGUUGGCUCUUCCAAAUAUGCACCACUAACAAAUCUUCCUAGUCAAACGCUGCCGCCCCUGGCGUUGCCACCGAAUUGCACUUAUAAGCCGUCUUGGACGACACAGAAAUCGCGCGCAGCGGUUGCAGCUCAAGCAGCAGCAGCACAACAACAGCAACAGCAGCAAUUACAGCAACAACAGCAGCAACUGCAGCAACAACAUCAGCAGUUGCACGAAUUGCUUUCGGCCGCUCCACGUACGCCCCUGCAACAACCGCGCACUCCCCUGGGACCCGUACCAUCGCCAAUGCACACGAAUACCGUUUCAACGCCGCUGAGUAGUGGUGGCGCCAUCGGCGGAAAUAAUCUGCUAUUGAACCAAUUGAAUUGUCCGCAGGCAGCACUCACAAAUACCCCUGGCAGCGCCAGUAUGCAGCAAAUGAUGCAACGUGCUGGCAUGUCGCCGAUAUCACCGGCGCCUGCCCCCGUGGUGCCUUUCCCCAUGAUGCAGCAGCAACGUCAUCCGCCACCACCAUAUGAAAUGGCAGUGGCCAGUCCGGCCACUUCGACUUCUUCGUAUUUGAAUAAACAGUAUCAUUCGCAGGAGCAUCCGCCUACACCACAAAGCGUCGGCAUGCCUUCAACACAUUUACCGGGACCGCUAAGCGCUGCUGGUAAUCUUGCGUCAACUAACGUCGCAACAGGUACUUCGGCAGCUCGUGAGCUUCCGGAAGUCAGCUCCUUGAUAGUCAAUAUUUUGUUGUACGAUACGGCGCUGAAUGUAUUCCGUGAUCACAACUUCGAUAGCAGCACGGUUUGCGUGUGUAAUGCAGAUUCGCAGAAAGUGGGUAAUAUACGCGGUGCAGACUCGGGUGUAUAUGUGCCUCUGCCCGGUGGAAGUUUUAAUCCGCUACCACCUACAACAAAUACAAGUGGUAGCCCUGGUGUUAGUGGUGUGAACGGCAGUGGUGGCGGCGGUGGAGCUGGAACAAACAUCCGCUUGCUCAGUGCCUUUGGAGGGGGAAGUGCUCUAGAUUCACCCGCAUCAUUGCCAGGAAAUUCUGGAAACACGGGGUCUGGCUCAUCCUCAUCUUCGAAUACACCCGCCAGUAAUCAACACAUCACCGGCUAUGUAGACGACGAUCCAGUGGAUUGUACAUGCGGCUUCAGUGCUGUAGUCAAUAGGCGACUUGCAUUUAGAGCCGGCCUCUUUUACGAGGACGAAAUGGAAAUUACGGGAGUUGCUGAAGAUCCUGCCCGCUACAAGAAACAGUCGUUGGCUUCCCUAAUUGCAAAUUUGGCAAGAGCUCUCACGCCAACCACGUCAAAAUUGAGCACAGCGCUCUUACCCAUCAAGGGUGGUAAUACCUUCGUGCCUGCGAAAGCAGAUAAAGUAAAUCAUGUGCCGCCAGACGCUCAAGCGCUGCAGAAUGCGCAUGUAAUUUUCGACUUGUUACUUGAACAAUGCUCCAUCAUACAAACAUCUAGCAGUUCCAUUCAACGUGCGUUACAGCGGCACAGGCAUCGUUUGGCUAGGCAAAGUCGACAACCACAGUCCGUGGCGGCCAUCUCCAAUGUAUUAGAGUUCGUUGACGCGAAUGAUGUUAUGUGUUUAGCGUUGGAGCAGGCGAGACUGGCUUUCGAAAGCAAUCGCAUGGAUGUGAAUGAAUUUUCGAGUCAGCAUCAACUCUCGCCGCUGCAUGCGAGCGGUCCUGUUGGGUUGAAACGCAAUAAACAACUUUAUGCUAGCAGAUUAACGGUGCACAAAUGGCCGUACAUUCCAGUUGGUUACUCACGCAGCAAUAAAGAGAUCGUGCGCACCAUGAAUUUCGUCCAGCCCAUGCUGCAAAAUGCAUUCCAUUCGAAAUCGCGUAGUGCUGCGGGCAGCAAAGAUGCAACAUACACUGUGAGUGGACCGCUGACAUGGCGACAAUUCCACCGUUUGGCGGGACGAGCUUCGGGUCAAUGCGAACCACAGCCUAUUCCUUCGGUUAUUGUAGGACAUGACAAGGACAUGGUUUCUGUAGCGCCGCUUGCAAUACAUUACUGGGACAAGCUCUUAUUGGAGCCCUACGCGUAUGCGCGUGAUAUUGUUUAUUUAGUUGUCUGUCCAGAAAGUGACUUUGCGGUUCAGAAUACGAGAACAUACUUUAGGGAAUUGAGUUCCACAUACGAAAUGUGUAAAUUGGGCCAUCACACGCCUAUACGCGGUUGGGACGGUCUACUGACGGUGGGUCCUCGUGCACCAAAUGAUAGUACACCAUGCAACACGCCUUUGGACGAUUGGCUGCGCACCUUAGACGACACUGCAUUGGCAGAGAAGAUUCGAUUGUAUGCAAGCGCGUUCCAUAAUCAAAUUGUGCCGUACCUCAAUCGUGUACCCGGCGACAAAACGCUGCUUAAUCCACCGGAAAACAGCAGUUUUCAACCUGGCGCCGGCCGUGAACGGGGAACCACCAGUCCAACUGGUAAUCCAAUUUCUAUGCAUGGUGGGGUGGGUGGUAGCGAACAAGAAAAAGGGCAUAACUCCCCAAAAAUGGAGGGCGGCAUCGAUCAACAGCAGCAGCAGCAACAGCAGCAACAACAGCAACAACAACAACAACACCAGCAGCAGCAGCAGUUGCAACAUCAACAGCAGCAACAACAACAGCAAUCCUCAUCUGAGGCCGCCGACAUUAAGCCGGACAUUAAAACAGACAACAAACCACCAAUUGUGCUUAGCGAUCCAUUGGGCAUGGCCGAUACGAUGGAAGAAAUUAAUCCGGCAGCGAUAGUGCUCUACAUAGUCGAACCAUUCACCUUUGGAUCAGAUUCACCGGAACUGGAGCGAUUAGCAUGCAUAGCAUUGUUGCGUUGCUACGCCGAACUCUUAAAAUCCAUACCAGAUUCAGUGCGUGCCAAUAUCAAUAUUCAAAUCAUAUCGUUGGAAUCAAUAGUCGAAUUGGGACGUUCACGUACUCGUAAACGUUUCUCAGACGAAAUCAGAUGCUUAGCAUUGAACAUAUUCUCGCAGUGCCGACGUCAUUUAGUGCACACACAGGCCGUAAAGAGUCUGACCGGUUUCGGCACAGCCGCCAAUAUGGAAGCAUUCCUCAAAAGUAAAGACGAAAAGAACCGACAACCAUACAAAAUGUAUACGCCACCGUAUGUGUUGGCGCCAAUGCAUGAAAAAAAUGACAAAACCGAUUUUUCCCGCCAAUCAUCCAGCAUGCGUGCGCUGAACGAGCAAAAAUAUUCUGUAAUGUACUGUAAUUAUUGUCUAAGUGAAGAUCAGAGUUGGUUGCUUGCGACCGUCACGGAUGAUCGUGGUGAGAUGUUCGAGAAAAUCAUAAUCAACAUUGAUGUGCCGAAUCGUGCGCGUCGACGAAAAGCACCGGCGCGACGUGUAGGCCUUAAGAAGUUAAUGGACUUCAUAAUGGGUUUAAUCUCACAGACGGCACAUCAUUGGCGUUUGGUGGUUGGUCGCAUUGGACGUAUCGGGCACAGCGAAUUGAAGUCGUGGAGUUCCCUGCUAAGCAAACAAAAUCUACAGAAAGCUUCCAAGCAGCUGAAGGACAUUUGCAAGCAAUGCUCUCUUAUGUACCCACCGGGUAUACUGAGCGCCUGCUUGGUUACGCUGGAGCCUGACUCGAAGCUACGCGUAAUGCCUGAUCAAUUUACGCCCGACGAACGCUUUUCACAAAUAUCUAUGCAAAACCCACUUUCUACGCCGCAAGAUGUAACAUGUACACACAUACUAGUGUUUCCAACAAGUGCUGUUUGUUUGUCAUUUACGCGCCAAUUCCAAAAUGAACCACAAGUCGACUUGGAGAACGAUAUAAUAUUUGAUGAUGAUGAUGAAAAUGGCGGCUUUACCGAUGCCGAACUCAUGGGCGAUCUGCUCGAUUGGGACCCUCAACCUGGUCGCUUAUCGAACCACUGCAGCCCGGAUCGUAUGGAGGAUAAUCGCAGUUGGCCCAGCGCAGGCGGCAAUAAUUUUAAUUCGGCGCAACAACAAGAUGUGGAGGAGGUGGGCUCAAUAAAUCAGCAACCCCUUGCUGUCGGCUACAUGGUCUCCACAGCGCCGACUGGGCGUAUGCCCUCAUGGUUUUGGGCAGCUUGUCCACAUUUGGAGGACGUUUGUCCGGUGUUUUUGAAAACAGCACUACAUCUGCAUGUGCCCAACAUACAGACCGCCGAUGAUAUACUCAAUUCGACAAAUGCGCAUUCAUCAGCCAUAGACCAUCCGCUGGACUCCUCGCUCACUGCUGAUGUGUUGCGUUUUGUAUUAGAAGGUUACAAUGCAUUGUCGUGGCUGGCAUUGGACUCCAAUACACAUGAUCGCCUUUCGUGUUUGCCAAUUAAUGUGCAGAUGCUUAUGGAUCUUUACUAUCUAACAGCAGCAAUUAUGUAAACUCUGAAAGUUUUGGGGAACAGGGUAAACAAAAAGAAAAACAAAAACAAAAACAAAAAACAAUAC